Molecule: messenger RNA, 708 nt
Organism: Colletotrichum godetiae
Lineage: Eukaryota; Fungi; Ascomycota; Sordariomycetes; Glomerellales; Glomerellaceae
Exons: 1
Coding region: 1-708 (235 amino acids)
Source: RefSeq, a predicted model, not a curated record
AUGACCCCCAAUGAGUGUGAUAUGUGUGUUUUUGCCUAUUGCUACAAUCUGAGGUCGUGGGAUGGAAAGGUCGAUUGUAGGUUCAUGAGCCAUGUGAGUCAACCCACUUUGAAACCUAAUUCACCCCAAUUGGGUGGUGCUGAAGUUCCGUCUCUCACCUUCAAGUUUCAACAACACGUGCGGUUCAGUAUCACAAAGUCGAAAAGUCCUCACCUUCCGCUCAGCCGGGAACCCAUCUCAACCCACCUAGGUACCUCAACUAAAGCUAUCACAUUCGCCAAAACACUGCAACCAGCCACCGUCGACCAUGUCACAACAGCCCAAAAACUGGCCCGCGGGUUUACCAUACCUCUCGGCGCCAACACACUCCAAGCUCCUAACCCCAACCCAACGACAAGCCAUCGCGACAAAACCGCCACCAUCAGACGUCGUGCCCUCCAUCUCCGCGCAAGCCACGGUGCUGCCCAGCCCUUUGGUCAAAAUCACGCCCAUCACGGUGGCAGGACACCCCGCGCAAGGGCAGUGCGGGUUAUUUGCUACAAGGCAUUUGAAGCCGGGGACGUUUGUGCUGCCGUAUUUGGGGAUGGUGCACCCGGGGGUGGUAGACCCGGCGGAGGCCGGGACGGAAGAGGGGGAGGGGGAGGGGGAGAAGUCGGAUUACGACCUGUGGCUGGACCGGGAUUCCGGGGUGGCGGUGGAUGCGAAUAA